Molecule: messenger RNA, 4608 nt
Organism: Colletotrichum destructivum
Lineage: Eukaryota; Fungi; Ascomycota; Sordariomycetes; Glomerellales; Glomerellaceae
Product: Putative Zinc finger, MIZ-type, Zinc finger, RING/FYVE/PHD-type, rubredoxin, iron-binding protein
Exons: 3
Coding region: 632-4606 (1324 amino acids)
Biological process (GO): protein sumoylation
Cellular component (GO): chromatin
Molecular function (GO): zinc ion binding; SUMO ligase activity
Source: RefSeq, a predicted model, not a curated record
CUUUGAUGGUCUCUCCUUUGCAUCCAGGUGCAAACACAUCGCCGAAGAUUUUCCAGACCAGUAACGGAUCGUCACGUUGAUUCGACUUGUCGUUCGACAGCUACAACAGCAACAGUAGCAACAUUCCUUCCACCCCCGUCCUCGCCUUCUCAUCCCGCAAAGUAGGUCCGCAAAAAGGCAUAGCACAGAUACACUGGGCUUGUUGGUUGCCGGCCACAACACCCGACAAACGCCACGGCUAUUGGGCUUAGGCCUCCCGCACCCCUCCGACCAGCGCCUUCCAGAGACAACGGCUCGAUCAGUCUUACUUUCCGCACGAAAGACCCCCUCCGGAAUAACUCGCUGCGCCAAAAGAGGUAGGAAGGCGAACCGAUAUUCUCGACCGCUCCUUUCUCUGUUACAUCACCGUUUGGCCAUCCCCGCUCGACAACCUCUCCUUCCGUCUUACCCUCCUUCCUCCCGCAUACCUACCGACUUCCCGCUUUGAUUGUGUCGGUUUCGAUAUCUACCUACUGGGCGGCCUCGCCCUUUUCAGCUUGUCGGGACCUCGUCCUCAUGUCUCGCUCAAGGUUCCGGUUCGCCCUCCCCGCGCCGCCGACGCAAACACCGUAAACCAUCGCACAAGCGCAACAUGUCGCCGAGCGAGGCUCGGUACAACGGGGCCGGGUGGAGCAUGUCCGGUGCCCAGGUAGCCGCCUCCAACGAAACACUCAACUUCAUGUUGGGCAACCGUCGUCAGCCAACUUGGAUGACUGGGCCGCAGUCGCAGGCAUCCACCGCUCCCCUGCGUAACAUGGAAUCGAUACCAAGCAGUCGUCAGGCCUCUCACGCCCCCUCGAGGCGAUCACCUUCUCAACCUUCGAACCGAACCUCGACCGACAAGACCUCAGAUCUGAACCGACCUGCGUCCGCGAACGUCACUGCAGCUAUUUCAAGAGUGCUUGACGGCCCGCAAGACAAGCCUGCGGCGGUGCCUGAGCUUGCCCAACACACACUUGACUGCACAGCCGCUCUUCCGUCUCCAGCUCCGACUGACCAGCCUAGUCCACCUACAGCCGCCUCUAACCAAGGCUCCUACAUAGACUCUUGCUUCCAGAGCCCGGACUUGCCUCACGAUUCUUCAGCGAGUACCUUGAACAACACCACAUCAAUACCGAGUGGCGAGACAGUUGCCCAGUGCCAACCUGCCGAUGACUGUCAAGAUAUCUCUGGGCCCACCGUCUCAGGCCUGAGCAACACCACACCUUUGCCGGAUGAUGACCGUUCCGCACCGGGACCUCUUCCACCUGAGAACAGCGACAACCAUACAAUCUGCAUGUCUUCAUAUACGCCUCAGAACACGGCCCCAAGCUCGUAUUCGGAGACUGGGUUUGUCGCUCCUCAAAUCACUUCGGCCUCCGCAACCGUUGCUGGCCCGCAGAGUCAGUCUAGUCAAGCUGCAUCGCCGCCUUCGCUGGACCGACAACCAACUGCCCCUGCCUACCACACGCCGCAACUUCUCGAUCAUGAUGAUACGGGUGCUGGAAUACCAGAAGCCAACAUCCAUCCUGCCGAUAGCCUCGACCUCAAAGUUAUGGCCGACACCUUCGACAGGUUCAUCCGCCUUUGCGGUGGCCCCAAUAAGAUUCAGGACGACGGCACCUCUUUGCCUAGGAUCCGAUUUCUCAAAGACGCUAUUGACAAGGGCGAUUACUUCUACGUCGUACUACACCAUAUUCUUUGUGUGUGGUCUGCUGACAGGCAAGCCGUGUACCGCCUUCUUGGUCUUGCUCCCGACAUAGCGGAGAGUGCGCUUGGCGUCAUACAGAACACUCUCAGAAAGAAUGAAAACAUGAAUCCGACGCUGGUCCAUUUCUUCGCAAACUUCCCUAAUGCGCGCGCCUCUGGUCUGUGGGAGACCGAAGCCUUCCGCAAACACGCCAGCGACGUUUCCGUCUUCCUCAACAACCUCCACGAGCAGUGGAACCGGAUUCACAUUUCGGCCAUGAGACCUCGCUCUGGUAGAGGCUAUCCCAUUCUUGCGGACGAGUUGCGCUAUCAGCUCAAGCUUCGAUCGCCGGUGCUGGAAGGUAUUCUUUUCACAGUCACUAGAAGACAUAUCGGCGUCCCUGACGGUCCCAUCGCGGAGCAAAUGUCGGCGCUUUUCCGCCAAGACGCCCAUAACGACCAAGCCAGAUUGUCAGAGCAGGAACAGAGAGCAUUCCAGCAUGCAUUGAUAUCGAAGUACAAGAAGCUUGUCUGUCAGAGCGACCAAGUCCAACAACACCGUCAAGUACAGUAUCAACGGCAGCAGGCGCAGCAGCAGGCGCAGCACCACCAGCACCAGCAGCAACAGCACCAGCACCACCAGAAACAGCAGCACCACCAGCAAAUGCAAAUGCAAAUGCAACAGCACCAGCACCACCAGCACCAGCAACAAUUGCGGCAGCAGACUCGUUCUACGCCGGUUACACAGUUGCAGCAGCCACCACAGAACAUGGCCAGACCACAACCCAUGCCUCGACACCAACCCAUGACAGAGCAAGUGAGGAGACAUUCCGCUGGCUUUUCUUCCGCGCCGGCGAGGGUACCGACUCCGGUGCAGAGUUUCCCUGCCAUGGGUUUCGAUAUGUACCCUUCUCCGCCCAUCCAGAACCCACCCCAGUUUCAACACAACUAUCAGAACAAUCCGACCCCUGUGCAUCCGCAGCUGAUGCUGCGUAGCCAAGACCCCAGUAACUUCCAUGGUGGAAUGCAGCAGCCCAUGCAGCAAGCCAUGCAACAGGGCCAGGUGCGCAUGCCGCAAAUGCCGCAAAUGGGCGGGCAGGCGAUCCAGCCGCUCACGCCCACAGGCUCUCCUCACUACGCCAACGUGCAGUUGCCGUACAAUACCGGAGCACCACAAGGUCUUGGCCAGACAUCUCCUGUUCUGCAAGCGCCCCCGGGAGGUCUCUCAGUGUCGAUGCCGACCGUCACGUCACCAAUGCGGCCUACGGCUCCUCAGGUGUCACCGGGUCGUUUACCAGGCAUACCUCAGGAUUUACAGCUGCCACAGCUCGGCCAUUUUCAUCAUCCGCUGUCCCAGCAAGCUCCGAGCGUGAACUCGGAUCUAGGGCGUCAAGCCCAGGCUAUCGCGCAGAGGCAGGCGGAUCGCAUGUCACUUCAGGGCCAACAACUAUCUCCACCGCGACUGCAGCAGGCGCAGCAGGUGUCCUUUCAAAGGCGGCCUCCGAGUGCUGCCAGCCAUCUGCAGACGGACCCAAACGCUCUAGGAUCUCUUCCGGGAGUAAGUACGGCAGUUGCGAACCACCAAGGGCCAAGGCCAAUCAUGACGCGGUUCAGAGGCAGUCGUGACGCGUCGGGAAGUUUGACAGGCAAGGUGUUCGCGCCACCUCAUGUGCAAAUUCCUCUGGACCGGGUUCCGCACACACCUUGGGAACCAAGGGCAUUGGGCAUAGGACUGCACCAAAUCGAAGCAAGGAGUCCAAGACGAAUGCCGCGUGACUUACCGGGGCUAGAUGACGGGACACGAUCAAACAGAUACUACCAGUCCAUCAAGAAACUGGCAUUGGGCCCGGUCGCAACGCCGGUCGGGCAAGAGCUGCACCGUCUUGUCUUUAUCGUGCCCAACGAGGACAUCGACAAGCUCUGCCGCAGUCGAAACCUGGCAGGAGACGGGGUUCCCGUGUCGGAGUACUUCAACGGAUCCCUCCGAUACCGCCUCCGUCUUUGCGAAUUGCAAGUCAAGCCGGGGGAGCCGACGGAAGUGGCAGAAGCUACUUGGGCAGUGGCACAGACGUAUUGGCCCGACCACAUCAACAUCUUGGUCAACGACAAAGUCAUGACGAUCCGUCGCAAGCAGCACAACGGACAGCAUCAGCCUGUUGAGCUCACGCCGUUCGUUGCCGCGGGCGCGAACUCGAUAUCGGUGGCCAUUUCCCCGUCGCCACGGCCUCCAAAGCCAAACACGAUGUACUACAUUGCGGUGGAAAUCAUUGAAACGUUGAGCCACGAACACAUUCUCAACAUGGUGCUAGGGAAUGGUGGCAUUUCGGCCGAUUCGACGAGAGAAGCGAUCCGCCGGCGCCUGACGCCGGCGAGCGAGGACGGAGACGACGAGCUGGCUGUGGUGGGCAACGAUCUCAGCAUCGAUCUCGCGGACCCGUUCAGCGCGUCAAUAUUCCAGAUUCCAGUACGGGGCGCUAGCUGUGCGCACAUGGAAUGCUUCGACCUCGCCACUUGGUUGCAAACACGACCGAGUAAGCCCAGCUGCACGGUCCAUGGAGCGGGCAAUGGGUGCCGUCUUUGUAGCCGUGGCCACGGGGCGAAACCCGAGCCGUCGUUGGUGGACAAAUGGAAGUGCCCUCUAUGUGACGGAGACGCUCGUCCUUACAGCCUGCGGCAGGACAAGUUCAUGACAGAGGUUCGUUCGAUUCUUGAGGUGGAGGGGAAGCUUCAUACCAAGACAAUUCACGUGGAGGCAGACGGAUCGUGGAGGGCGAAAGAAGAGGAAGCGAGUGAUGAAGAUGAGGACGGUGAGGACGGGCAGCCGCCUGCGAAGCGGGUUAGGACAGGAGCGACCGUGGCGGAAAAAUCAAGCACUGUGGAGGUGAUUGAGCUGGAUUGAAU